AUGGCUGGUGUAUUACUUUUGGGAGCUGGGCUAGGAGCCGCUGUUUCUAAACUAUCAGAUGUCAUCAUACACGUAUUAAGGAAAUCCUCGCAGUUUCGCUCUGAGCUCACUCAAAUACAAGAAACCAUCACGACAAUCAGGCCUAUGAUUGAAAACCUCCAGAAUCAAACUAAGGUAUCGGAUCGGCUGAAACAUGAACAUGGUCUGUUCAUUACUCAGAUAGUGGGCGCAGAAGCCCUAAUUCUGAAAUGCAAUCAUGUCAGAUGGUUCGAAAUAUACACUCACGCGGUCAAAUUGGAUAAGCUAAAUGUAUCGAUGCUGAAAUUCUUCCAGAUUGUUGUUCCGUUGGUGAUUCUUAAUCGAAUAGGAGAUCUGCAAGAAAGUAUAACGAAAGGGGAUUCAAGUCGUUCGUCUUCUGGGGUUCCAUUGCUGAAUGAUUCUGUGAUAGGAUUCGAAGAUCAAGUUAGGAAAUUGAAGGAGAUGGUCCUCAAAGAUUCAGUCGGUGAUGAAUGUUCAGUUGUAGUUGUUUCCGCUCCAGGAGGCUGUGGGAAGACUACUUUGGUAAAAACGCUCUGCCAUGAUCCCGAUAUUCAAGCAAAGUUCGAUAAAAACGUCUACUUCGUUACUAUCUCAGAGAGACCCAAUUUACAAAUCGUCAUAAAAGAUUUACUUGGGAACAAGGAAGCCGAUUUUAUUAAUGAUGCUGAUGCAAUCAAUAAAUGGGGAAGCUUUUUGAAUGGAAAUGAAUCCGAAAUACUAUUAGUACUUGAUGAUGUAUGGGAUGCUUCCAUUAUUAACAGCUUCAAAUUCAAGUUUCAUAAAUACAAGAUUCUGGCUACAUCUAGGACCAUAUUUACACAAUUUAAUACAUAUGAAUUGCAACUUCUGAAUGACCAUGAUGCAGCCAAGCUGUUUAGUUACUAUGCAGUUUCAGAACAUCAAAAUGAAGAUAUACCAGAUGAUCUUGUUGACAAGUUGCUCAAGUCACUGAAGUAUAGCAAGAAACAUCCGUUAACCCUUAGUGUCAUUGGUGGUUUGCUGAAGGGGAAACCCGUUGUAAGUUGGCGUGUCAUGUUGAAAAAACUGUCUGAUGGGCAGCAAUCUAUUUUGGAUUUGCAUCAGUCUAUAGAACAUUGUCUAGCACGAAGUUUAGAUGCACUUGAAAAAGAAUCUGAAAUGAAGAAAUGUUACUUGGAUUUGGGGUUAUUUCCUGAAGAUAAGAGGAUAUCGGCUACAAUGCUUAUGGACAUGUGGGUUCAUUUAUACAACCAUGAGGAAGACGGAUCUACUACCUUAGAACGCCUCUUAGAGCUCUCCUACCGAAACCUUGCAACUAUCUUAAGGAUAAAUUCACCUAAGAUUGCCAACGACUAG
Lactuca saligna is the source of this 1374-nucleotide messenger RNA. NCBI's taxonomy places the organism in Eukaryota, Viridiplantae, Streptophyta, Magnoliopsida, Asterales, Asteraceae. The record is from the annotation of a GenBank genome assembly.